AUGAGUAGCAUCGAGCCUGAGAACGUCGCAAAUUUCAAAUCGUGGAUCGCCCAGCAGGGGGGCCAAAUCCAUGCCGGAGUGCACUUCGAGCCAGUGGAGUUCGGGUUCAACGUGGCCGCACGUAGCGAUAUACCAUCGGAUGCCACCGUCGUUUCUAUCCCGUUCUCGCUCGCCAUCACUCCGAAUGUCGCCAGACAUGCCAUAAAGCAAUUGCUCAACACUGAACCACAAAACUGGAGCGAACGACAACUCGAGUGCACAUACAUCGUAUUGCAUUCGAUCGUUGAACCUAUUGACCCGAGUAUCCUGCGACAUCGUCCCUACCUCGAUACGCUUCCAUCCCCUGAACAGCUUCGGACGCCGCUUCAUUUCACAGAAGCAGAGCUGUCUUCUUUCAGGGGCUCCAAUCUCUUUGGGGCCACGCUAGACCGAAAACACGAAUGGGAAACAGAAUGGCAACAGUGCAAGAACACAGUUUCGGCUGCGAUCGCCGGCUGGGGACAAAGCUUCACAUGGGAGAAGUACCUCACAGCGGCAACCUACUUGUCGUCGCGUGCAUUUCCGUCUACUAUCCUGUCCGACACGCCUUCCCUGGUGACGACGGAGACGUCAUAUCCUGUCCUCCUCCCAGGGAUCGAUGCCCUCAAUCAUGCUCGAGGCCAUCCGGUGUCCUGGGUCGUUUCUGCGCCAUCUCAGACGUCGUCAUCCCAGAGGUCCGAAUCGUCAAUCUCGCUCGUCAUCCACACCCCGACACCGCGCGGCUCUGAGCUUCUCAACAACUACGGCCCUAAACCUAACUCGGAACUUAUCCUCGGCUACGGCUUCUCGCUCCCGAAUAAUCCGGACGAUACCAUCGUCCUCAAGAUCGGCGGUUCGUCUGCACCGGCAUCUAUCGCGUCGCCGAGUGCAUUACGCGGAUGGGAAGUGGGCCGCCACGCUCGUGGUGCGGAGCCUGUCUGGGAGGCCGUUCUCUCCGCCGUGCGCGGGCAGAAAAACGACACCGUCGAUGACGACGAUGAGGGCAGUGCGGUUGAGGACGAGCUCUGCGCCGCGGACAUGCUGGCGGAGAUGGCUCAAGGGUUGCACGACCGCCUCCCACCCUUCCCACCAGCGAACACAUCGGAGAUUCGUCCAGAGGUGCUGCAGAUGCUCGAGCACUACUUGGAGGGACAGCGUGACAUCUUGCAAAGCCUCGUAUCGUUCGCGCAAGAGAAGGAGGCGCGCGCGCUGCAGAUGGCGAAGGAGCAAGGGCUAGAUAUCGUAGAUGAGGAAGAGGAGGGCGAUUACUGA
This is a messenger RNA of Dichomitus squalens LYAD-421 SS1, 1290 nucleotides long. RefSeq names its product SET domain-containing protein. Gene Ontology annotation, cellular component: nucleus. The record is from RefSeq and is a predicted model, not a curated record. Gene Ontology annotation, molecular function: protein-lysine N-methyltransferase activity. NCBI's taxonomy places the organism in Eukaryota, Fungi, Basidiomycota, Agaricomycetes, Polyporales, Polyporaceae. Gene Ontology annotation, biological process: peptidyl-lysine monomethylation. The transcript is spliced from 4 exons. The coding region runs from base 1 to 1290 and encodes 429 amino acids.